This is a messenger RNA of Clonostachys rhizophaga, 1317 nucleotides long. Lineage: Eukaryota; Fungi; Ascomycota; Sordariomycetes; Hypocreales; Bionectriaceae. The record is from the annotation of a GenBank genome assembly.
AUGGCAUCAAGCCAGCCAUCAUAUCUCAUCAUCGGUGCAGGCGUCUUCGGCGUGUCCACAGCCUACCAUCUCAUCCGCAAAUACCCCAACGCAUCCGUCACCAUCAUCGACCGCGACGCCUUCGAUGCAGACAGCCGCGUCGCCGCCUCGUGGGACUGGAACAAGAUCGUCCGCGCCGACUACGACGACAUCGUCUACUGCCGGAUGGCCAUUGAGUCCCAGGACGUCUUCAAGUCCGAUCCCCUGUGGCAGCCGUACUUCCUCGAGACGGGCAUGUUCUGGAUGUGCCGUAACACCUACGCCCAGGAUGUGAUCAGCAACUACAAGCAGCUGAACCGCAAGGCGGACAUUUCUGCCGUUACUGUUGAUGAGGCCCGGAAGCUCUACGGCGGGCUAUUCAAGGAGGCUGAUUAUACUGGUGUCAAGGAGGUGCUUAUCAACAAGACGAGUGGUGUGGCCCUCGCUGGUGAUUGUCUGCGUGCCGUGACCAAGGCAGCGAUUGACCUGGGCGUCAAGUACGUGGUGGGAGAGGCUGCAACCCUGCUGGUAGAUGGUCAGGGAGUCUGCCACGGACUCAAGACCAAGGCGGGGCAGGUUCUAACAGCUUCGCAUACGAUUGUAUGCACGGGUGCCGGUACAUCCAAGUUGCUAGAAUAUAGUGCGCGCAGCACAGGGUUGUCAGAUCUCCAGGCAGGCUCGAGGAUCGUAGCGGGCGGCAUCGCCACGGGCAUGGUGACGCUGGAUGAGAAGACAUACAAGGAGAGGUUUGCUUCUAUGCCUGUGGGCAUGCAAGGCUAUCCUGCUGAAAUAGGACCGUUUCUAGGCAGUCUAGCACCCACCAAGGACAGGGAGCUCAAGUGGUGGGGAUCAAAGAUCUUCAGAAACACAACGGAGGUCCUGCCGGGUCGUCACAUCUCAUCGCCCCCUGAUGCGGAAGAUUACCGCCAGUGGAAGGUCUCAAAGCCGCUUCAGGAAGACAUCCGCUCUGUCAGCGAGGUGUUCUACGGGAAGGAGGUCAAGAAUUGGCACUUUGAGAAGUUCCGGGUUUGUUGGGACGCAUUUACCACGAAUGGAGAUUUCAUCAUCUCCCCACAUGCAGCAGCCAAGGGGUUGUACUUGGCCACCUGCGGCUCGUUCCAUGGGUUCAAAUUCUUCCCUGUGAUUGGGAAAUACGUGAUACAGAUGCUGGAAGGCGAGCUCGAGUCAGACUUGGUGAUAAAAUGGACCUGGAACCGGGAGCGCCCAGAUCCUAGCCUCAACCCAGAGUGGCCCAGAUCUGAGCUCAACGAUCAUUUAGAUUCAGUUGCACGACUGUAA